AUGCCGCCGCCCACUUCAAGCGCGAUGACGGACGUGCCUGUCGGUCGAUGCGCGGAAUGCCACGACGACGCCUUGUACCUGGACCGCGUCUUGCUCGAGCACUUCUCACUGCGCGUCUGUAUAACGUGCAAACAGCUCCAGACGCUUCGUGACGGCGCGUUCGAGUUGCUCUCCAAGUCGCGCGCCCAGGCGGAAUACGCGCUGCCCGCCUCGUCGUUUAGGGGGCUGCCGUAUUUGCGUAAACCUAACCCGCGACAUGAAGCGUUUGCUCCCUUACAGCUGUUUCUCCGGCGAACAUUAGUCCAAGAAGCUUACCGCGUGUAUGGGGACAAAGACGGGCUGGAACGAGAGAAGCACAAGCGGAAAAAGCGAGCGUUUCAGUCGGCGGCCAGUCGGACGCGACAUCUGUUGAAGCGGCAGCACUUGGUUGCCAGUGAUCGUGGCAGUAACAAUGAGGGAAAUAGCGACACGAAGAAAAACGAGGUCGCGCUCGUAGGUGACAGCGACCAUCGUCAUGAGUUUGGGCUGGAAACGUUUGACGACGACACCAAGAGCUGGACGAAACGUUGUGCGUGUGGCAUGCACGUGCAAUUCGAAAAGUGGUGA
Molecule: messenger RNA, 606 nt
Organism: Peronospora matthiolae
Lineage: Eukaryota; Oomycota; Peronosporomycetes; Peronosporales; Peronosporaceae
Source: the annotation of a GenBank genome assembly